Volvox carteri f. nagariensis is the source of this 309-nucleotide messenger RNA. RefSeq lists its product as uncharacterized. The transcript has 3 exons. Bases 1 to 309 code for a protein of 102 amino acids. The record is from RefSeq and is a predicted model, not a curated record. Lineage: Eukaryota; Viridiplantae; Chlorophyta; Chlorophyceae; Chlamydomonadales; Volvocaceae.
AUGACCACCCCAAUCUCGAGAAAAGCAGAGAAGGCUGGAGAGGAUACGGCGAAGGUUGCUAAGGAGAAGACAGAUCGCAUCCGCACCCGCGUCGAAACCGAUGAGGACUUCCGUCGCAAGCUCAUCAUUGGAGGCGUGUCGGCGCUAGGGGCGGUCGCGUUAGGCGUUGGCGGCUACGUCAUUUUUAAGCGCCGAGACGACAUCAAGAAAUCUCUCAAGGACGCCCGGGACACUAUCAAGGAAAAGAUCGAGCACCAUGGCACCAAGCCGGGUCCCGCUGGAGGCGCAACAGGCGGUACUCAGCAUUAA